AUGCAAAGCGAAGAAGGAGCAAUGGCCAUGUUAUGUAUGUGGAAGAACCAACCAUCUCGCUCGAGAUUGCUACUACAAAGGACUAAGGAGUACAAGCUUAAACACAAGUUUCAAAAGGAUGAAGUAAACAUGUUGAAGGAUGGUGAACAUUCCAUUAGGCUCACACUAUCAUUCCUGCAUUGCUCUGCUCUCUCCGUCUUUGCACAUCGGUUUUAUAGGCUAGGGUUUAACAGCUAUUUUUUUUUCUUUUACUCAGAAGCUUUAAAAACAAGAUCUAAAAUGGGAAAGGAGAAGGUUCACAUCAACAUUGUGGUCAUUGGCCACGUCGACUCAGGGAAGUCAACAACUACUGGACAUCUCAUCUACAAGCUUGGAGGCAUUGACAAGCGUGUGAUUGAGAGAUUCGAAAAGGAAGCUGCUGAGAUGAAUAAGAGGUCUUUCAAGUAUGCCUGGGUGCUUGACAAGCUCAAGGCUGAGCGGGAGCGUGGUAUCACCAUUGAUAUUGCCCUGUGGAAGUUUGAGACCACCAAGUACUACUGCACUGUCAUUGAUGCUCCUGGACAUCGUGAUUUCAUUAAGAAUAUGAUUACUGGUACUUCCCAGGCUGACUGUGCUGUGCUUAUCAUUGAUUCCACCACUGGUGGUUUUGAGGCUGGUAUUUCUAAGGAUGGCCAGACCCGUGAACAUGCUCUCCUUGCUUUCACACUUGGUGUGAAGCAAAUGAUCUGCUGCUGUAACAAGAUGGAUGCUACAACUCCCAAGUACUCCAAGGCAAGAUAUGAUGAAAUUGUCAAGGAAGUCUCUUCCUACCUGAAGAAGGUUGGGUACAAUCCGGACAAAAUUCCUUUUGUGCCUAUCUCUGGUUUUGAGGGUGAUAACAUGAUUGAGAGAUCCACGAACCUCGACUGGUACAAGGGCCCAACCCUCCUUGAGGCACUUGACCAAAUCCAGGAACCGAAGAGGCCCACAGACAAGCCCCUGCGUCUGCCACUUCAGGAUGUCUACAAGAUUGGAGGCAUUGGUACUGUCCCCGUGGGAAGAGUUGAAACUGGUGUCCUGAAACCUGGUACGGUUGUUACCUUUGGACCAACUGGUCUGACAACUGAAGUUAAGUCCGUUGAAAUGCAUCAUGAAGCCCUCUCUGAAGCCCUCCCCGGUGAUAAUGUUGGCUUCAAUGUCAAGAACGUUGCUGUUAAGGAUCUUAAACGUGGAUAUGUUGCAUCUGACUCAAAGAAUGACCCUGCCAAGGGUACUGAAAGCUUUACAUCCCAGGUCAUUAUAAUGAACCACCCAGGUCAAAUUGGAAAUGGUUAUGCCCCUGUUCUUGACUGUCACACCUCUCACAUUGCUGUCAAAUUCGCUGAGCUCCUUACCAAGAUUGACAGGCGGUCUGGUAAAGAGCUUGAGAAGGAACCCAAAUUCUUGAAGAAUGGUGAUGCUGGGAUGGUGAAGAUGAUUCCAACCAAGCCCAUGGUGGUGGAGACUUUCUCCGAGUACCCCCCUCUUGGACGAUUUGCUGUGAGGGACAUGCGCCAGACUGUUGCUGUUGGAGUUAUCAAGAAUGUUGACAAGAAGGAGCCAUCAGGUGCCAAGGUGACCAAGGCUGCUGCCAAGAAGGGUGCCAAGUGA
Messenger RNA from Fraxinus pennsylvanica, 1629 nucleotides. Lineage: Eukaryota; Viridiplantae; Streptophyta; Magnoliopsida; Lamiales; Oleaceae. The record is from the annotation of a GenBank genome assembly.